CUUUCGCUAUGUUUUAAGUAUAAUUGAUCACCACAGUCGCUUCUUACAGUUGAUUCCCCUCAGGAAUAAGACUUCAGCCACUGUAACAACUGCCUUUUUAGACCACUGGGUCACUCUCUUUGGCCCACCUCGAUAUCUACUCACAGAUAAUGGUCCAGAGUUCACUGCUGGACUGUUCAGAGAGGUUUGCCAUAAUUUGCAGGUCGACCAUCACUUAACCAUAGCUUAUCAUCCGCAGAGCAAUGGUAUGAUAGAGCGAACCAAUCGCGUGGUGAAGGAUGCUUUGGCUAUGCUUGCUGAGAAAGAACCCCGCCGUUGGCCCAAAUAUCUCUUCACUGUGCGUCUGGGCCUCAACUCUUCCAUCCAUCGGUCUACGAAUGAACAGCCUCUUUUCUUAUUAUUAGGCCGACACAUGCACUUUCCAUUAACAAACACUAACCUAAUAGAGUUUGACCAUGUUGAAGCCUCUGAAUUUCAGGAGAGUAUGAGAAAGGCAAGAGAUUUGGUAACAGAAACAGCUAAGCGUGCACAGGAAACAUGGGCCAGGCAGUAUAACAAGGGGUCUAGAGUCACUUUCUCUCCAACUAUAGGAUCCCUAGUAAUGAGACGAAUUCCUCCAUCUGUCAGGGAUGGGCCUCUUGGUUCCCGCUGGGUUGGGCCUUGCCGCAUUGUUAGAAAACUAGGGCCAGUAGCUUUCCUGCUAGAGGAUAUGAUGCCGCCUAACACGCAACGCCGUGCUCACGCAAAUGAUUUGAAACCAUAUGUCCCUCCUUUAGAGCUUGACUUCGGACCUGACGAUCCCGAGCCCGAAGACGAGCCUGUUGCCACAACAUCCAUAUCUAUGGGGAAGACUACUCCCUGAGAAGAAUCGCUACUCGGUUCUGUUAGGGUCCAUCAGACUGGGCGCCCGAGGUCGAAACUGACCACCCAGCUUGGUGACGAUGCUGUUAGAUUCUCAGUCGUAGAUGAUAUCUAGGAUUGUUCUUUUAUAUUUGUUUUUCUUUCAUUUUUAGUUCGUUAGACUUUUAGUUUAUUCGUUUUCUUACUUAUUCUUAUUUUAAUACUUGUAUUUUCCACUUAGUUCAUUCCAUUUUACCUAGUUCCAUUGUUUUGCUAUGCAAAACUUUUACCUUGAUCCAUUUACCCUUGUCUGUUUUAUUAUAUUUAAUUUCGUGGUUUAAUUUCCUGGUUUUACGUUUUACAUUUUAUGGUUCAUGGUAUUAAAUUUCCUUGUAAGUGAUAAUAUUGCUUUUAAAUCAGUUUACUUGCAUUUGUAGUUGUGUAUAUUUUACCUAUAUUUUACUUCGGUUUUAAUGUUACUUUUUCCUCUAUUUGCUUAUCUUAGUUUAUUUAUUGAUCUUGUUGUCAAUUUCCCUUUCUUUUUUUUCUCUUGUUUAAAGCUCUUUUAGUAUCUAUUUACCAACUGUAUUUUUUUUCCUGUUUAUUUUACGGUUUUACGAUAUAUCAUGUUUUUCAUUUGAAAUCAAAGAUUUCUAAUAAUUCAAGAACUUCAUACAGCUUUCACAUACAUUUAGUUUCACCACUGUUAGAGCAGCCAACUAAUUGGGUCAAACUUUUCAGGAGGGCUCCCCAUGAUGCUUUGCCCGGGCGUCAUGGUCGUGCUCACCGGCCGGGAGAGGAGCAGCUUCCCCCUGACGACACGAUCCCAAGGUCUACCCGGAUGGAUGAUGCCAGACUUGAUCGUGUCUAGGGACGAUACCAUCCUCGAAGGAUUUGUCCCCUCUCCACGGCCGCCUUCGCACUUCUGGCCGGGGGAGGACUGUAAGCUGAGGAACCCGUCUCCAUGCAAGAUUGCCGCAUUUAAGCACAAAGCGAUAUACAUACUCAAUUAGUUUGCUUUCUUAACGAGCUUACCUGCCUGCUUGCCUGGUCUGGACUGUUUCUUCCCAUGUAUAAAUACCUAUAUCCAUGCCUUUUUUUUCAUCUGUUUUAUUCUUAUAAUUUCUACAAUACCUUUUAAGUCUUUUACUGUUUUUUUUUAAUAUCGGAGCCAGUUAUGUUAAUUGUACGCAAAAUGAGACCAGUGGAAUACCUGAAUGCCUACACGGAACAAGUGGCCGCACUGAUUUGCGCUUUGCGAAACAAUCGCGACAGUAUUUUCUCGCACAUAUUGUGUGUACACAGGAAAGAAAAAUAAACGAGUCUGCUCCGAGA
Molecule: messenger RNA, 2175 nt
Organism: Penaeus monodon (black tiger shrimp)
Lineage: Eukaryota; Metazoa; Arthropoda; Malacostraca; Decapoda; Penaeidae
Exons: 1
Coding region: 248-862 (204 amino acids)
Molecular function (GO): nucleic acid binding
Source: RefSeq, a predicted model, not a curated record